Molecule: messenger RNA, 10796 nt
Organism: Podarcis lilfordi (Lilford's wall lizard)
Lineage: Eukaryota; Metazoa; Chordata; Lepidosauria; Squamata; Lacertidae
Source: the annotation of a GenBank genome assembly
GCCGGCGGGAGGGGAAAGAGCCCGUGCGCUUGGCUGGAACCCAAGAUGGCGGCGGGGAUGUACCUGGAGCACUACCUAGACAGUAAGAGCGGGCGCGGGGCUCGGGCGGGACGCGGCUCGAGGCAGGCGGCGCAGGCGGCUCCCGGGGGGCGGCAGAGGCCCCGAAAGCCCGCAGUCGGGGGAGGGGGGUCGAGGCACCUCAUAUUCCUGCGUGUGGGUCAGUUCACACGUUACGGCAGCAGCCGACCCGGGUUCGCCCUGGUUCCUUUUUAACAGGGCGCUGCGGCUUAAUCCUUCAGUGUGCUCAGUGGUUCCAGUUCCUUGUCUGCUUGAGUUUAGCCCUCAUUCUGUUUUUCAUUCCCCCCCACCCAAGAAGGAAGGGUGGAAGAAAGGAACUGCUUGAUAUUGGCAUUGGUGAAAUUUAAAUGUAAUAAUGUUUGCAAAUUCCACACCCCCUCCCUCCUCUUCCCACAUCCACAGUUUGGCUCUGCCCUGGUUAAAAUAUGGCAGUGCACUCAGAUACUGCUGGACACAAAAACCCGCUUUACAAAACACACACGCACAACAACCACUGUAGUGUGCUUUGUUGGUUAGUCUGUGUGUGUGCAAGCAUGGGGGAAAGCGUAUGCAAAGCUGGCACCUCUUACAUGGCUCAGGACCUCAAUACCUUAAGGACCGCCUCUCCCUAUACAAACUGACCCAGACCCUGAACACCCUUCUCUAUGCCCCUCAUCCCAGAGAGGUUCGGAGGGUGGCAACAAGAACAGGUCUUUUCUGUGGUGGCUCCCCGUCUGUGGAAUGCUCUCCCCAGAGAGGCUUCCUAGUUACCCAUGCCUAAAUAAUCUAUGGUCUGUUAAAGCUGGAGACACUGUUAUUGUGAUUAUUUUAUCAUGCUGUCUGUUAUGUUUUCCGCUCCGUAAAAUGUGUUCUUAAUGUUGUAUACUGCCCUGGGAUCUUUUGAUAAAGGGUGAUAUAUGAAUCAGAUUAUUAUUAUAUGACAGCCUAUCCAGACAUGUAGCAUAUUGAUAAGUGUUUUAAUCUGUUUUUUUAAGCUGAUCAUUUAUUUUAAGCAUUUUUGAAUGUUUAAGAUCAUUGUUAUUUACUGAUAAUGUUAUUGUUCCGUUAUUUUUUAGAAUGCUUUGAUGUUUUAUUGCGGUCAAGUCUCUUGAAGUAAAUAAACAAAAUGUGUUUUAAGGUGUGCACCUACAAAUGUAAAAUAUGGUUGAGGUAAAUGUGGGUAUCAUAUGAGUAUGCUAGUCAAAGAGCCGAAAUUGGCUGCAGCUUCUUUUCACGUAUAUGUUUGGUUAGGAAACCUGAGUUUGUUAACACAAGAAGUGGCCCUUUCUUUCUCUUGUAAUGCAGGUAAAGGUAAAGGGACCCCUGACCAUUAGGUCCAGUCGUGACCGACUCUGGGGUUGUGGGGCUCAUCUCGCUUUAUUGGCCGAGGGAGCCGGCGUCUGUCCACAGACAGUUUUUCCGGGUCAUGUGGCCAGCAUGACUAAGCCGUUGCUGGCGAACCAGAGCAGCGCACGGAAACGCCGUUUACCUUCCCGCCGGAGCUGUACCUAUUUAUCUACUUGCACUUUGACGUGCUUUCAAACUGCUAGGUUGGCAGGAGCAGGGACAGAGCAACGGGAGCUCACCCCGUCGUGGGGAUUUGAACCGCCGACCUUCUGAUCGGCAAGUCCUAGGUUCUGUGGUUUAACCCACAGCACCACCCGCUUCCCGUAAUGCAACUACUUGGCUUUAAAUGGUGUAAAAUUCACCCUGUAGCUAUUCAGUCAACAUGGAGUUAGUGUUGAGCAUACAGUAAAAGAAAGUAUAAAUGAAGGUGUAGGAAAGAAGUAACACAGGCAGGUCCCCACCAAGCUGAUCAUCUUCUCCAUCUCACACUUCUCCUCUUUCUCUAGGCAUUGAGAAUUUGCCCUUUGAGCUGCAAAGAAACUUCCAGCUCAUGAGAGACCUGGACCAACGAACAGAAGGUAAGUCUGCAAAACCCCUGCUGAUUGAGAUUGACUAUGUAAGUCUUCCUUGUCACACACUGAAGAACAAAUAAACCUGGUGUUCGUAUCCCUUUCUGUUUGGUGUCAUGCCAGAGUGCUCUGUUAUAAUUUUGCACCCUGCUUUUGCUUUCAGAUCUCAAAUCAGAGAUUGAUAAACUGGCCACAGAAUAUAUCAGUAAUGCACGGACGUUGUCUUCAGAGGAGAAGCUGGGGCUCCUCAAGCAGAUCCAAGAGGCCUACGGGAAGUGCAAGGAGUUCGGUGACGACAAAGUGCAGCUCGCAAUGCAGACGUAUGAGAUGGUACGAGGGGGCCUGAUUAGGCGGGGCUUUUUGGACAGUCUUUGUGAAGAGCCUUCAUCCAAGCAGAACUGUAUCUCUUUGGGCAGUUACUUUCUGUUGCCAUUCUCUUUGCCUUUGUAUAAGUCUUUGCUCUCUUGGUGGUUGGGACAUAUUACCUCAAAAAUAACGCUCUCCCCCUCUUACCGUGUCUGCAGGUAGAUAAGCACAUCCGGCGACUGGACACGGAUCUCGCCCGGUUUGAAGCUGACUUGAAAGAGAAGCAGAUAGAGUCAAGUGACUAUGACAGCUCAUCUAGUAAAGGCAAAAAGAGUGAGUUCUGGUUUCUGUAGAAGUGGCUGGCAUGAGGGUGGGAACAGGGGCAAAUGAAAGAUGUCCAGAAAUGGUGAUAGUAGAAUUUCAGUCUUCAGAGCAAGUUAUUAUGAAAGAAAGACUGCAUCCUCCUAAAUCUGUUUUGAAUUUAUAACAAAUCUAGAGAUACGGAAGAGGAAAAAUUACUGAGUAGUUCCUUCCAUUCUGCUGACUGAUUCCAUUAGCAGAUGGAACGCAUUGGGUACCAUCCACACAGUUGCUGCCUGACUCCACCCAAAUUCAUAGUGGGGGGAAAUGCUAAUAGGUAGACAAGGGGGGAAAUAUUUCAUAAUGGGUGACUUGAAGUACGCUUGCAUUUGCAGGGUAAAUGUACAUCUAGGCUGCAGCAAAGAGACAUUUUCAUACAGUAAGUGACUGUGCCUUAGAACAGGGAAGUCAACGAGCCAACCAGGAGGGAAGCCUAUCUGGUGCUAUCAAAUUGAACAUAUUUGUAAGCGAAAAGUUGUGUCGACGUAGAAUUUGAUGUUAAAGAAGACACUUCUAAGAAGAAGAAGAGAGGAUUGGUUAAAACAAAGUUAAGGAAGAGAUGCCGACACCAAUUUAUUAUUUAUAUGCUGAUCAUCCGGGUGGCCCCAGCCACUCUGGGCGGCUUCCAACAAAUUAAAGCAUCAGACACAGUAAAACAUUGAACAUUAAAAACUUCCCUGUACAGGGCUGCCAUCAGAUGUCUUUUAAAAGUCAGAUAGUUGUUUAUUUCCUGGACAUUUGAUGGGAGGGCAUUCCUUAGGGCAGGCGCGACUACCGAGAAGGCCCUCUGCCUGCUUCCCUGUAACCCCACUUCUCGCAAUGAGAGAGCCGCCAGAAGGCCCUCGGAGCUGGACCUCAGUGUCCGGGCUGGACAGUGGGGGUGGAGACGCUCCUUCAGGUCUACUGGGCUUGUAUAGACCUUGCUCCCACCUUGACCUGCUCUAUCUCAUCAUAGGAAGUAGCAAGUACUGCCAGGAGAUUAUUUAAAAAGCAUUGUAAUAGAAACUCCAAUUAAAUGUAUCCCACAGAUUAGGAAAAAAUGCAUAAAUGAACCUGAGAAAUUGUAAUUGUGAUUUACUCAAGUCAAGGAAGCUAUAACAGACAGGAAGGCUUCCUUUUUAAAAAAAAAAACCCUUGCAUGUAUGUUUUAUGGUUAUGUAAGUAGUAGGCGAAAUUCUGACUAUUAAGUGGCAUAUAAAUAUCUGAAAUAAAUAAAGUAGAUUCUGCCGCAAACAGAUUGGCAAAAAUAGCAUUAGGAAAACAAAAGAUGCUGAGGGAAAAUCCACAUAGCUUCUGCAAACAGAAGUCCUGCUGUAGCAAUGUUUUAGAAUUAUCCGCUAAUGCAACAGUGUCUGGGUACAGAACAUAAAACAGCGUAGAUGUAAAACGAGAGUUUUCAAAAUAGCAGUGAGGUAUUCGACAGGUCUGCUUUGAGACCUGCACUGUUUGACUUGUUCAUAAAUUACCGUAUCUGAAAUCCUUUGUGAACAUGAGGGCGAAGCUAACAGAUGACACCAAAUGAUGGGUUCUAAAGAACUUAAAAACCAAAAGGAUCUCUCCAGAUUGGGCAACAGCGAAUGCCAUUUGAGAUUCAUUGCAAGUUAGCGCAAAAUGAUGGCCGUUGGGGCAGAAAAUCUUAGCCACAUACACUAAGGAAGUCAUAACUAGUUGUGACUAACCUGGAAACGGCUCUUAAGACCAUGGUGGAUAGUGCAAUGAAAACAUGAACUCAGUGUAGUGGCAGUGAAAACACCAAUUUCCACAUUAGGAGUUUUUGUGGGGGGUGACUAGUGUACCAUUUAAAACCAGCUACUAAGCAGCAGUGGGAAAUGGCUGUUCUUUUCAUGCCAGGCUCUGUCUGUGGAUUCCCUGGAGGCAUCUGGGCAGCUACCAGGAGAAGCAGGAUGCCGGGUUAGGUGGCUCUGUAAGCUGAUCCAGCAGGCUUUUUUGUGUGCAGUGAGAUUCAGAUUUGGCUUAAUUUAUUCAGAUUGCUAAUGCUGUGUUCCAAUGCGGGGAGGGGGAGAGAUUUAUAGAGCUCCAAAUUGUUUUUUUCUACAGAGAUUUGAAAGCAUGCUAGUAGGCCAAAUAAGCUCUGUUUGUCCCAAAGAGAGGUACUUGAUUUGCCCCCCUUUGUCCGUGUUGUGCGCACAGAAGGCCGGGUCCAGAAAGAGAAGAAAGCAGCCCGUGCUCGCUCCAAGGGGAAGAAUUCUGACGAGGAGGCGCCAAAGACAGCCCAAAAGAAGCUGAAACUAGUCCGCACGUGAGUGGGAAGAGGGGACAGGCAGAAGGCAGGGAUCUGUGUUAGUAGAUGUUACCAGUCUCGCCCAAUAUCAGCUCUACUCCAUUCUAGCACCAUCCAUGGUCGUUGUUGUGCCCAGAAACUCUGGCAGACUAGGUGGUCAGUUUUCCUACUGGUGAGGAUUGUGAGAAGUGCCAAGCUGACAAGUUCUUUAUUCCUUAAGGUAGUUGAUUCCAAGGGACAUGGGUGGCGCUGUAGUCUAAACCACUGAGCCUCUUGGGCUUGCUGAUCAGAAGGUCGACGGUUUGAAUCCCAGCGAUGGAGUGAGCUCCUGUUGCUCUGUUCCAGCUCCUGCCAACCUAGCAGUUCGAAAGUACACCAGUGCAAGUAGAUAAAUAGGUACCGCUGUGGUGGGAAGGUAAAUGGCGUUUCCGUGUGCUCUGGCUUCCGUCACGGUAUUUCAUUGCGCCAGAAGCGGUUUAGUCAUUAUUGCCACAUGACCCAGAAAGCUGUCUGUGGACAAACACCGUCUCCCUUGGCCUGAAAGCGAGACGAGCGCCGCAAUCCCAGAGUCGCCUUUGACUGGACUUAACCGUCCAGGGGUCCUUUACCUUUUACCUAGUUUAUUCCAGAGUGAGGUGGGGGUGAAGGGAACGUUUUUUGAUUGCAGGGGUCUGAGAGAAGUCUCCACUGAUGGCUUACUAACUCUGUUUUCCGCCCUGAAGCAGCACAGAGUACGGGAUGCCUUCGGUUACCUUUGGAAAUGUUCACCCCUCCGAUGUGCUGGACAUGCCUGUGGACCCCAAUGAGCCCACCUACUGCCUCUGCCACCAAGUCUCCUAUGGGGAGAUGAUUGGUUGUGACAACCCUGAUGUAAGAGACUCUCUUGGGAGUUGAGGGUGUGGGGUGAGAGGGGCUCAGCCGUGGGGCAAUGUGUACAGCUGCAGAUGCGGGGAAUCUGAAGGGCCUCAUGACAUCAUUGUGGAAGUCAGGAUUCUGAAACUAGAAUAUUUUUGUUUAUGACCUUAGUACAGAUUGGUAACACUGUUUAAAACAUAAAAUGUUCCUGAAUUAGCAAACCACCCUUUGGCUUGCUGUUCACCUUGCCUUGUUUCUUCUUUUUUAAGAAGUGAAUGCCUAUGAAAAAGCUAUGGAUAUGGGGCAGUUCUUUACUGUGUGUUUAUGUAUUCUUUGAGGGACGCGGGUGGCGCUGUGGGUUAAACCACAGAGCCUAGGACUUGCCGAUCAGAGGGUCGGCGGUUCGAAUCCCUGUGACGGGGUGAGCUCCCGUUGUUGGGUCCCUGCUCCUGCCAACCUAGCAGUUCGAAAGCACGUCAAAGUGCAAGUAGAUAAAUAGGUACCGCUCUGGCGGGAAGGUAAGCGGCCUUUCCGUGUGCUGCUGUGGUUCGCCAGAAGCACCUUAGUCAUGCUGGCCACAUGACCCGGAAGCUGUCUGCGGACAAACGCCGGCUCCCUCGGCCUAUAGAGCGAGAUGAGCGCGCAACCCCAGAGUCGGUCAUGACUGGACCUAAUGGUCAGGGGUCCCUUUACCUUUACCUUAUGUAUUCUUUCCCUCAGGGCUCUUGCCAGGCCUCAUGCAAUAGUGCAGUUUUAGCUGAAGGUUCUCUUUUGCCACUGCAUAGAGGAUAAGGAGUGCAUCAUGUCUGAGCAGCACAAUGUGCCUCACUUGCCUCUUUCUAUAAAAAAGUUUUCCUGGAAUGUUGCCACAUUAUCUCUGCAUGCCUUAGCGCUUCUUCAGCCAGUCCUUCAGCUCCCCUCCUUUCCUCCCUAAAGGAGCUGCAAAUGGAGGGAGCGCUAAGUGGAAAUGGCUUCUAGCGACCUGGCACCUGCAGUCACUGCCCAACCCGACAGUUCUCCUUUAGGCUUCGCAACUGCAGUGUUCUUUGAAACACCAAAGCAUUUGCUCUCUGAGCCAUCCCCAGCAGUGUUGUCUGUGUUACACUUCCCAAACUUUGUAGCACUCACGCCCCCAAAUUGAGAAGCUCUGGGUUCACAGGUUCCAUCUGCUCAGUGAAAGAUUGCAUAUGUGUAACAAGUGGUAGGAGAAGAAUCUGGGAAGAGGAUACUGGAUCGGAGCCCUGCCCUGUCUCCAUUUGAGUUUUGUGUCUUAAUUUAUCACAGACAGCCAUUUGGUGAUAACAGACCUACUUACAGCCUUCCAAAUAUUUUCCUGUGUUAAUAUUCAUUUAUUUCCACAUAUUUCCUGGGUCUUCAUCUACUAAUCAGUUUAAAAAAAUAAGUCCAAAUGAGCAUGUGCAUUAAGGCUUUUAUGUUGUUGUUGUUGUUGUUGUUGUUGUUGUAGUAGUAGUAGUAAUAAUAAUAAUAAUAAUAAAUUUUUAUUUAUACCCUGGCCUCCCCAGCCAAGACCGGGCUCAGGGUGGCUAACAACCAAUAAAAAAAACAAGUUGAUGAAAAUACAAUUUAAAAGAUUAAGAUACGACAUUAAAACAUUAGGAUGCAGCCUCUUCACAGGAGGAGAAAGGAAAAAGAAAGAGGGGGAGGGAAUCAAACUGAUUCUAAGCCAAAGGCCAGGUGGAACAACUCUGUCUUACAGGCCCUGCGGAAAGAAAUCAGAUCCCACAGGGCCCUGGUCUCAUGAGACAGAGCGUUCCACCAGGCCAGAGCCAGUGUUGAGAAGGCCCUGGCUCUGGUUGAGGCUAAUCUAACUUCCUUAGGGCCCGGGACCUCUAGGGUGUUGCUAUUUAUGGACCUUAAGGUCCUCCGUGGGGCAUACCAGGAGAGGCAGUCCUGUAGGUACGAGGGUCCUAGGCCGUGAAGGGUAAGUGAGCAGGAUCGAUGUAUAGCUUUAAUUCUUCAGUCUUCAUUCCUGGCAAGUUGUGUCUGCACAGGACUCAUCAGUUCUUCAGGUAGAUAUGUAUUUAGUUGUGUUAGCUACUGGCCUUUGCAAUUUGUGUAGAGUAUCAGAGAAAAUUAUUAAACUGAAUUAAAACACCAGUUAUUUGCGUGCAAAUGUACAGAAUACAUACAACACCCCUUAACAGAUAAAAUAUUAAAAUUCAAUUCAAAUUUUAAAAUUACACAACUAUACAGUUUAAAAUUCAGGACAUUGUUGUGGCCUUAUUUGAAUCAUCACCAUUUGUAUGCUGCCUUUCCAAAGUUCACUAUGCUGAAGAAAGCUUGCAACAUGAAAGCAUGUACAUAAUUACAGCAAUAUAACAAAACUAGUCAUCAUAAAUAAAAAUAUCUCUGUAAGCAUACAGAAAAAGAAACAAUCCCCAAAUAAAUCAUAAGGUUUAACAAUAAAGAUACAAAAAAACCCCAGUAACAGCAAAAUUUAUGCAUCUCCAAAAUUAAAUCUUGACCCCCAGCAAAAAAAAACCCACCUAAACAAUACUCCACCCCAAGAGUGCUUUGCAGGACUUGCAGCAAAAAUAGCUUCUGGCAUCUUCAGCAGCCUCAGCUUUUAUAGCUGGAGUCAGUCCAGCCCCUUCCUCAGGCCAGCUGAAAAGAGGAGGAGCAAAGCAGGGAGCUGGCCUUGCAGGACUCGCAGCAAAGAUGGUUGGUUGCAAUUGGCUAAGUGCCCUCGCUGAGACAGUAUCAGUUCUUUGUUAGGACAUAGAAACUGCACUCGCUGAACUGGUUGAUGGAUUCUUCAGCAGGGAUGAUUCCACUUGUGUGUGUAUUUCUAAUGGGGGGGUGUAACAUAGCUUCAGAGUACAGGGGGCAAAUGAGCCCCAUAGAGAUAGAUAGAUGGAUGGUUAAGAAGCUUUGGGAGAGUCAGGAGCAAGGGAGAAGGGAAUGUUCAUUAUGGAGUAGAAUUACAUACUGAUCCUUUACAAAGACAGUGAUGGCAAACCAUAAGAGGGAGGGAAAGGGCUUGAAAGUGAAGCUCUGAGAAACCCCAAACAGUUCUAACAUUGAGAAGUGACGAGGGGUCACUAACUUUAAGCUUUUGUGCUCUUUAUACCUUUCCCCAGUGCUCCAUUGAAUGGUUCCAUUUCGCUUGUGUGGGCUUAACAACAAAGCCAAGAGGGAAAUGGUGAGUGGCUAUUUGCUUUCUACAGUCGUACCUCGUGUUGCGUCUGCUUCAUGUUGCGCCUUUUCGUGUGACGUCCCGCAACAACCCGGAAGUACCGGAACGGGUUACUUCUGGGUUUCACCGCUCGCGCAUGUGCAGAAGCGCUAAAUCGCGCCGCACACAAACACGGCACUUCUGGAUGCGAACUCUUCGAGUUGCGGAUGUGCGUCCGGGACGGAUUGUGUCCACAACUCAAGGUUCCACUGUAUAGUUCAUGGGUAGGCAAACUAAGGCCCGGUGGCCAGAUCCGGCCCAAUCAGCAUGUUUUUACAUGAGUAGAAUGUUUGCUUUUAUUUAAAAUGCAUCUCUGGGUUAUUUGUGGGGCAUAGGAAUUCGUUCAUUUCCCCCCCAAAGAAAAACACACAUGCUUUAAAGGUUAUUUGCAGUGACUUGCAAAAGCUCAGAACCAGAGAGAAGGUUGUUUUUGUUGAAAAGAGGCACCGUAUCCAACCUUUAGUUGUACUUAUCUUUUGUGGAAAAACCAUUUUCUUCCAAAUGCUCCAUGAAGUCCUGGCAGACUGCUGAAAUCCAAAUUCUAAAAAAACACCUUUACAUAUUUUUGAAACCUAGGCACAGCAUUGAAGGAAAUGUAUGAAUAGGGCCAUCCUAUGACAAGAUGGAAAAUCUGAGAUGAAAAAUCCAGGUGACAUCACUAAUUAACAUAAAUUAUGCUCUACUGGAAAGUUUUCUUUCACUGGCUUUCCUUAAAACAAUGUUUUUCCCCAACUUACUACAAUUCCCAUCAUCCCUUACCACUGGUAAUGGGAAUUGUAGUCCAAUGGGUGAUGGGAAUUGUAGUCCAAAAACAGCUGGAGACUCAAGUUUGGGAAGCACUGCCUUAAAGGAACAGGAGCAUCUGAAUAAAUGCAUGGUGGAUUGUACCCUGUAGGUCAGACAAUAUUGUCUCCUACUUUUAGUGGCACACAGAAUCCAAAUGGUUUUCCUACCCUGCCUCCUGAUAAUGCAAUAUUUGUAUACAAAUUUACUCAGUUUGCACAGCACCUAUUAUUUUGUUUUCUUUUCUGCUUGCAGAAUUGGGAAUUUCUUAAUACGCAAUUCUAGAUGCCUUUUCAUUCUCAGACACCAUUUGUUUUGUGAUUGCUGCUUUUGCCUUGUCUCCCUGCUACAGGUUCUGCCCUCGCUGCUCCCAGGAGAGGAAGAAGAAAUAAAACCUGCGUGUUCUGAGGUCCAGAUGUGGUUACCAGAACACCCACCCCUGCUCCUGGGCUUCAGCACCCUUCUCCCAGUUCCUGGGGUUUCAUAGUUAGGGGGUGGGUCUCAUCCUGAGUGAGCAGUGCUACCUGUGAAUGGUUUGUAUCCAUAUGAUGGUUCCUGCGUGUACUGAAACACUCACUGCCUCCCAGUUCCUCUGUGGCGGCAACCCUUGAGGGGGAAGAUGGAGUAAGCCUUCUUCGUUCUUACAACCUUUUACCCUGAAUAGGUUCCAAAGCUUGCAUUAGCUCAGAGGAACCCAGACUUGUUGGUGGAAGAAGGAACGACACCUGAAUAACAGAAGAAAUAAAACAUUUCCUCCAAAAAUUUCUCAUUUGUGUCCCAGAAGAGGGGCAACCAAGUCAACCCCCUUGUUCAGUAAGCUGGGUAAGAAGAUGGGCCUCUCAUGCCUUCCCUUUCCCCCCCACGACAUUCCACUUCUCAAAGGGAGCGGAGCCAUUUAGAGCCAACUGGAAUGGGUCUCGUUUUCUUCGUGAGGAGGAGCGCCCCCCUGCCUGCUGAAUGAAGUGUUUUGUGGAUUUUUAAACGGAGGCCAUCCAGAAUUCACUCCUCUCUCGGUGGUGCUUGUAUUGGGGGAAACCCCAUGUUGUAAAAUAUGGCAUUAAAUAAAGUCAAUUCAACAAAC